This is a messenger RNA of Myzus persicae (green peach aphid), 345 nucleotides long. RefSeq lists its product as uncharacterized. The annotation marks the transcript as partial. NCBI's taxonomy places the organism in Eukaryota, Metazoa, Arthropoda, Insecta, Hemiptera, Aphididae. The record is from RefSeq and is a predicted model, not a curated record. The transcript has a single exon.
GCAGGUUUUUUGGCAACAAGUUGCGUCAAUCGCAUCGGCGAUAAGACCACUAACACGAAGUUAAAAGUAAUAAUUAAAAAUGAUUUCUGUGUCGACGAUUGCCUCACCGGGGCAGAUUCAUUGAUGGAAGCAAUUGAAUUGCGUGACGAAUUAAUUUCAAUUAUGCGAGGUGGGGGAUUCGAAUUAUCAAAAUGGACUACGAACCAUACAGAUUUAUCUCAGAAUCAAAACAAAGAUGAAUUAAAGACCGUACCAAUGGAUAGAGAAAUCGUGAAAACUCUAGGUUUAUACUGGGAACCGAAAAGUGAUUACUACAUACGUACGUCGUACAAGUACCGUAAGUAA